This is a messenger RNA of Cloeon dipterum, 531 nucleotides long. RefSeq names its product NADH dehydrogenase (ubiquinone) MLRQ subunit (gene ND-MLRQ). NCBI's taxonomy places the organism in Eukaryota, Metazoa, Arthropoda, Insecta, Ephemeroptera, Baetidae. The record is from RefSeq and is a predicted model, not a curated record. Bases 121 to 366 code for a protein of 81 amino acids. The transcript is spliced from 3 exons.
AAUGCCCUACCAAGAAGCACAGAUCCAUUCCCAUAGUCGAUUUUCUUUCCCAGCUGUGUCGUUCUCGUCCGCCGACAUCUUUUCGAGUUUUCACCUGAGGUAACCCACCAAAAAGGCAAAAUGCAGGGUCUCAGCUUAGCUGGAAUGAAGAAACACCCUUCCCUGAUCCCUCUGUUUUUGUGUAUUGGAGUCGGAACUGCUGGCGCUGUCUACUAUAUUUUGCGCCUUGCCACCCGCAACCCUGAUGUUACGUGGAACAGGAACACUAACCCCCUGCCCAACCAGGAGUUUGCCAACAAGCAAUACAAGUUCUACUCGCCAAUCAGAGAUUAUUCCAAGAUUGAGAGCCCCGCUCCCAAAUUCUAAAUUGGUCGAGACUAUUUAGUUAAUGGAUUAGGUUAUGAGAAAUUUUCCAUGAAUCUCCAUAGUUCAGCUGCCGUUGAAAUUCAAAAACUCGAGGCCUUCUUCGAGUAUCUGUUUGACUUCUUUUUAAUUCCGAAAUGUAAAUAAAUAUUUCGUUCUUUGCCGAAA